AUGACCAUCAAUGUUCGCUCCAACCAAGGUCCCCCAGUGCCUGCACAGUGGCUUCGCCCAACACCAAAAGACACCUCAUUCGAAGAAAUGCAAAAAAGGCUCCGGACAGAUGGCUACGUCUUUGUGAAAAACCUACUCCCACGAGAGGAGGUCCAAUGUGUUCGAAAAGAAUACUUCGCCCAUUACGAACCAACGGGGAUAGUAAAGCCUGGGACUCCCCUCGAAGACGGUAUCUUCAAUGAUGAAAAUGAUCCACUUGCCCAUGGAGGUAUCGGAGCGGGAGAACUCCCUCCUACCGAUCUACAAGUGAAGACUAUGAUUGAAGCGCACACCCGACCGGAAUACCUGCAGAUGUUGGAAAAUGUGGAAUUUCGGGCAUUCGUUAGAGGAAUCAUGGGCUGGGAGAAAGAGAUAUUACUUACGCGUACAAUGAUAAGACAUAAUGCACCAGGUGCGUUGAGUACUGGGGUUCAUUACGAUAAAUUAUUUCUGAGAAAAGGGGAGGCGGAGUUCCUGACUGCUUGGGUUCCUAUUGGAGAUACAAAGGCAACAGGUGGUGGGCUGAUGUACCUUUCGGACUCAGUCUCUGUUGGUCGUGAAAUCGAGGAAGACUUUACGCGAAGAGCAAAGGAAUUGUCAGACGAGGAAAGAUUGAGUGCCUUCAAUGUUCACAUGGAGAAAUACGGUCAAUUAUCUCAGAACGCGAGUGAGUUUGGAGAGUUACACCAGUCAGAUGGUGAAAAAUCACGUCGUCAUUGGCUUGCUGCAGACUAUGAAGCCGGCGAUGUGGUAUUUCAUGAUCCAUAUAUUGUGCAUGCUAGUUUGAAGAAUGAGGGAUUGGAUGGAAGAAUCCGUGUUAGUACAGACUUGAGAUUUUAUGAAGAUGGAAGUGAUAUGGAUGACCGCUGGAUGAAGCUAUGGACUCCCGGUGAUGGUCUUUAA
Molecule: messenger RNA, 942 nt
Organism: Penicillium malachiteum
Lineage: Eukaryota; Fungi; Ascomycota; Eurotiomycetes; Eurotiales; Aspergillaceae
Product: phytanoyl-CoA dioxygenase family protein
Exons: 3
Coding region: 1-942 (313 amino acids)
Source: RefSeq, a predicted model, not a curated record